AUAGGUAUAAGCAAUAGAGGCCGUUCCAGAACUGCGCUGAUCUAUGUACGUGCACAGGGAGACUCAGUCAGCUGUCUUUUAGCAAAGCACUGAACUGAUAUAGAGAAUGGAGCAAGCAUAGUCUUGGGUGCAGCAAUCGGUCCUUAAUGCAUUUUACCAUUGAACCAUGGCUUCCUCAGAUGCUACCACCAUGACAUUCAAUGGAAAUUGGAAAGUUGAUAGGAGUGAAAACUAUGAGAAAUUUAUGGAAGUUAUGGGAGUGAAUGUAAUGAAAAGAAAACUGGCUACACAUGACAACCUGAAGAUCACAAUCCAGCAAGAUGGGGACAAGUUCAGUGUGAAGGAAACCAGCACAUUCAGAAGCAUUGAAAUCAACUUUACCCUCGGUGUCACAUUUGAGUAUUCUCUUGCUGAUGGAACUGAACUUUCUGGAGCAUGGACUUUAGAGGGAGAUAAGCUUGUAGGAACCUUUGCCAGAAAAGACAACGGAAAAAUACUCAAGACAAACAGAGUAAUUAUUGGUGAAGAACUUGUCCAGACAUACGUCUAUGAGGACACUGAAGCCAAGAGGAUAUUUAAGAGGGCCUAAGUAUUGUUCCCAAACAAGAAGAACUGCUGCUUAGUUACUGACACAUCAGCUUUACUAAUAAUUAGUUAACAAAAGUUUAUACGUAUAACUACAAAAAAAGCAUGUUAGCUUUUUAUUCAUUGUAUAUAUUAGAGAUAACUGAGUUUAUCUAUUAAAAAAGUCCUUAGUGUUAUUUUUGGCAAUAAAAAUAACUUGUUCAAAA
Messenger RNA from Pseudophryne corroboree (corroboree frog), 791 nucleotides. RefSeq names its product fatty acid binding protein 2 (gene FABP2). The transcript has 5 exons. Bases 167 to 589 code for a protein of 140 amino acids. The record is from RefSeq and is a predicted model, not a curated record. Gene Ontology annotation, cellular component: nucleus; cytosol. Gene Ontology annotation, biological process: fatty acid transport. Gene Ontology annotation, molecular function: long-chain fatty acid binding. NCBI's taxonomy places the organism in Eukaryota, Metazoa, Chordata, Amphibia, Anura, Myobatrachidae.